CAGCCUGCUUCACUACGAUGCGAAUUUUGUCUACGCGACUUUGGCAACAUUGGAGCUCUCGCAUGCCAUAAAAAGUUCCAACAUCCACCUGGAACUCCAAUUCCGCCAACAACAAUACAAGUAACGUUUCCACGAAAUAAGAAACGCCAGCGAGAUACGUCGCCAACACCGGAGCGUGAGAACAGAGAAAAAGUCCAAUGCGGAGUCUGCCAGAAGUUCUACGCCCACCUAGACUCCCUCGUAAUACACUGCAGAAAAUUCCAUUAUAGACAGGGAAUGUCAACAAAUCAAAUUCCACCCCAACGCAAGAUACAAGACAACAAAAACAAGAGACCUUCCGGCAUUAGUCUGCCCCUCAUGCGGUCGUCAGUGUAUAUGAGUAAGUCAGGCCUAACUCUACACCUAGUGUCACGACACGGAUAUCAACCCACUCACGCACACCAGUCAACGCGACGAAUGCGAAGAAAUAGCUCUGCACCUCUUGUGUUGCCCCGCUCUUCAUCCACUGCGAGUUCAAUUUGCGAUAAUUGA
This is a messenger RNA of Trypanosoma theileri, 531 nucleotides long. RefSeq lists its product as uncharacterized. The transcript has a single exon. NCBI's taxonomy places the organism in Eukaryota, Euglenozoa, Kinetoplastea, Trypanosomatida, Trypanosomatidae. The record is from RefSeq and is a predicted model, not a curated record. The annotation marks the transcript as partial.